CCCAGUUCAAGCUUUUCCAAUCUGGCUCCUUAUCCAUAACGUGUGUACUGUAAUCCUACCGAAUCUAAAUGAAAGUUUGUCUGGAAAAACGCUUUCUCAAUCUCAAAGCACAUUCUAACUUCUCCACUGCCAAGUUUCCCGCACUCCCAACUUUCUUUGUGAAUUUCCAUCUCCUGUCGCUUCCUAAAUUUAACUCUCCACCGUAUUCUUUUGCAGAAAAUGAUAAUCCAUAAUCUUUGAACACGAUCAAGAUACCAUUAACAUGACUCUAUUUUCCACUGAGUUUCUCCCUCAUUCAAUCUCUUUUACUACACAACCGCUAAAACCCACUUCAAAUUCACUUCAUAGCACUAUAGUUAGCUGCAUAAGACCUGAGCUGAAUGAUGCUAACAAGGUGAGAAACCCACAAAAAGUCAGGGUUUCAGCUGAAACAAGACAAACCCAUGUCUUAUCCUUUGAUUUCAAAGAGGUUCAUCUCAUGAAACUGCUUAAUAGGUCUUGUAGGGCAGGCAAGUAUAACGAAUCGCUUUAUUUUCUCGAGUGCAUGGUCGAUAAAGGUUACACUCCUGAUGUUAUUUUGUGUACUAAGCUUAUCAAAGGUUUUUUCAAUUCAAGAAAUAUAGGAAAGGCUACUAGAGUUAUGGAAAUUCUGGAAAGAUAUGGUAAGCCUGAUGUUUUUGCUUAUAAUGCAUUAAUUAGUGGGUUUAUUAAGGCUAAUCAAUUGGAAAAUGCUAACAGAGUUCUUGAUAGGAUGAAAAGUAGAGGAUUUUUGCCAGAUGUUGUUACAUAUAAUAUAAUGAUUGGGAGUUUUUGUAGUAGGGGAAAGCUUGAUUUAGCUUUGGAGAUUUUUGAAGAACUGUUGAAAGAUAAUUGUGAGCCAACUGUGAUUACGUACACUAUUUUGAUAGAGGCAACCAUUCUUGAUGGUGGGAUUGAUGUAGCUAUGAAGCUUUUGGAUGAGAUGUUAUCAAAAGGGCUUGAACCUGAUACUUUGACUUAUAAUGCGAUAAUUAGGGGAAUGUGCAAAGAAAUGAUGGUGGAUAAAGCUUUUGAGCUUCUUAGGAGCUUGAGUUCAAGGGGUUGUAAGCCAGAUAUAAUCACUUACAAUAUACUAUUACGAACACUUUUGAGUCGAGGGAAAUGGAGUGAAGGGGAAAAAUUAAUAAGUGAGAUGAUUUCAAUAGGCUGUAAGCCAAAUGUUGUUACUCAUAGCAUUUUGAUUGGCACACUGUGUCGUGACGGCAAGGUUGAGGAAGCAGUGAACUUAUUGAGGUCUAUGAAAGAAAAGGGUUUGAAGCCUGAUGCCUACUGUUACGACCCACUGAUUGCUGGUUUCUGCAGAGAGGGGAGAUUAGAUUUAGCUACUGAAUUCUUGGAGUAUAUGAUCUCCGAUGGUUGCUUGCCUGAUAUUGUGAACUACAAUACAAUAAUGGCUGGUUUGUGCAGGACUGGAAAAGCUGAUCAAGCUUUGGAAGUCUUUGAAAAACUAGAUGAAGUGGGUUGUCCUCCAAAUGUUAGUUCUUACAAUACAUUGUUCAGUGCAUUAUGGAGUUCUGGAGAUAGAUAUAGGGCCCUGGAAAUGAUACUGAAGCUGCUCAAUCAGGGAAUUGAUCCAGAUGAAAUAACAUAUAAUUCACUCAUUUCAUGUUUGUGCAGAGAUGGAAUGGUGGAUGAAGCUAUUGAGCUGUUGGUAGAUAUGCAAAGUGGUAGGUACCGGCCUAAUGUCGUCAGUUAUAACAUAAUUCUUCUGGGUUUGUGUAAAGUAAAUAGAGCCAAUGAUGCCAUUGAGGUGCUAGCAGCAAUGACUGAAAAGGGAUGCCAGCCAAAUGAAACCACUUAUAUCUUGUUGAUUGAAGGCAUUGGCUUUUCAGGAUUACGAGCUGAAGCUAUGGAGUUGGCUAAUUCUCUUCACGGUAUGAAUGCUAUUUCUGAAGAUUCAUUCAACCGUCUGAAUAAGACCUUCCCUUUGCUGGAUGUGUACAAAGACCUCACUUUCUCAGAUGGCGCUAAUGGAACAUAAGACUUGUGAGGAACAUCUUGAGCUUCUGGUAUAGGAUUGUCAGACAUAUUUAAAAAGAUAAACAGAAUGAUUUUUAUUAACAGGAAGAAUACAGGAUUUCAGAUAUGGAGAACCAACCUGUCAGGUUCAGCAAUUGAUUUGAGAUAUUUUUAAAUCUCGAUGACUGUUCCUGUAUUGCAUUUUAUGUUUAGCCAUGGGCAGUAAAGAUUCAUCUUGCAAAACA
This is a messenger RNA of Ricinus communis (castor bean), 2243 nucleotides long. RefSeq names its product pentatricopeptide repeat-containing protein At3g04760, chloroplastic. The record is from RefSeq and is a predicted model, not a curated record. The transcript is spliced from 2 exons. NCBI's taxonomy places the organism in Eukaryota, Viridiplantae, Streptophyta, Magnoliopsida, Malpighiales, Euphorbiaceae. Bases 263 to 2020 code for a protein of 585 amino acids. Gene Ontology annotation, molecular function: protein binding.